AUGCUCAUACUGCCCUUCUUAGUCGUGGCUUUAUUUUUGCAAGUCAAAUUCCCCUUGCUGCCAGGCUUGAGAGACUUCCUCUAUGGCCUCAUCCUCCUCAGCGCGUGCAGCGCUAUUUUUUACCCGCCCGAGUCUGGGAACUUCAUCACAUAUGCCAAUGCAUUUCUCUCCACUUCCUUAAUCAUCCGCGCUGUGGAACUGCUUCUCGUUCGGAACCUCAGCCACGUCAAGCGCCUGCAAAAGGUGUCAUAUCUAUCCUCCUCGCCAUUGUACGCAUGGGAGCCUAUAUCCCCUACACUGGGGCUGAAGCGCUUUCUUCAGGUCUGUGAUCUAGUCAUCAAUCCCCGCGCCAUCGGCUGGAGCUACGGCUCUCCCAAGUACCAGCCGCCACUUCAGAAGAUGGACGCCCCGGAUGGCACGAAUGGGUGCAUCCCCGAAUGCCAGAACAUCGGUUUGGUGGCCGAGGGAGACCGCUUCUCGUUUCUGACGGGCAAAUUGUGUAGGGUCGCUGUAGCCUAUGUCCUCAUAGACUCGUACCAGGCGGCCAUUGGGCGUAAUUACGCUGGCGUCUGCGAGGGCAUAGAAGCAUUCCUGACCGGCGUGUUGGGCAUCCAAGCAUCCCCAGCCACUAGCGAGAUGCUGAUGCAACUGUGCAUUCUCCCAACCUUUUGCUGGAUGAUAUCCUACGCCUUUGUCGAUGGGAUCCAUGCCGCCGGGGGCAUAUUCUCGGUCGGUAUCCUACGGGUUAUUUCUCCUCAGAUCGCCGGAGACCCAUGGAUGUAUCCGCCUGUGUUCGGGGCCAUGCAAUAUCUGUUUACCUUUAGUUUACGAGAUAUCUGGGGUAAAAUGUGGCACGACCUCUGCCGACGGCCUUUUCUGGCCCUUUCCCUAGCCCUCAUCCCGGACUCAUGUCCAACAGGAUUAAAACGAUUUCUCGUCAUCUGUGUCUCUUUCGCCGUGUCAGGCAUAGUCCACUCUGCAGGGACUUAUUCCGUUUCGAAGGACUGGUUCGCGGUCGGCGUGAUGAUGGUUUUCUUUUGCAGCCUGCCUUUCUUCCUUGCCAUGCAGCAGAUCAUCUCCGAGCAGAUCUUGCCGCGUACAUUCCCUCGCAACAGCAGCAUCUCUCGCGUUGCUAUUUGGCUCUUCAACGCAACGUUCCUCAUGGUUUGGGGCCAUUAUACCAGCCCCUGGUAUCUUAGAUACAGUGAACUUCCCGAGGCUAUGGCAUCGAUUCCGUUACCGUUCAGUUUGUGGAGAACACUGUUUAAAGUCUAG
This is a messenger RNA of Aspergillus sclerotioniger CBS 115572, 1275 nucleotides long. Its product is annotated as wax synthase family protein. The coding region runs from base 1 to 1275 and encodes 424 amino acids. The transcript is spliced from 2 exons. Lineage: Eukaryota; Fungi; Ascomycota; Eurotiomycetes; Eurotiales; Aspergillaceae. The record is from RefSeq and is a predicted model, not a curated record. Gene Ontology annotation, biological process: lipid metabolic process.